AUGGUUGAAUGCGUUGACGAUUUCCUAGGACCUGAAUGUACAGUCCCACUUGAACUCAUGCUUGAGUCAAUGCAAAGUGAAUUAAUGCACCCUAGAGAACGUAAGUUGUCAUUUGUCGACUUACUAAGCCAUUCAUAUUCGUAUUACACAGAUGUAAACUCUUUGCCCAGCAUAGAAUCUAUGCCUGAGCACUUUGAUGAGCAAGCCCUUACACAAUCUUUCAGCACCCAAGAUGAUGGGGAAAUCACUUUAAACCCUUUAAUUUAUGAUAUUUAUGAGACUCAAAUGCAAAAACUGAAGAAAAAAAAACAAGUCGUUACGAAAGAGACCGUUGUAGUCAUACACAAGCCUGUCGAAUUAACGCCAGACCACAUUAUCGGUACAAUUACUCUUGAAGAAAGGCGAAAAAAGAUCAAAAAGUACCUAGAAAAAAGACAACGAAGAACGUGGAACAAAAAAAUUUCAUACGACUGCAGAAAAAGAGUUGCUGACAAUCGUCUUACUCCCCCUCCGUAAGUGAACAAAACCAUUAGAAAAAUCCCUAUUUUUUGCCCAAAAAUCCAUCCUCUGUAAGCGAACAAAAAUUUUUUAUGAAAAAAAUUUAUAUAUAAGUGAUAAUUAGUAUAAUGAAAUCUUGAGCUAAUUCUGUUUAAUUUAAACAAGUUGUGUUUUAAAGCAUAAAUUUAUAAAUUAAAUUAAUAUUUGCUUUGCAAUUUUUGCGAAUUAGGAUUUCUUUAAAUUUUGAAAAUAAAAAUUUCUAAAAAUUAUAUAUAAAUUGUUUUAAAAAAAAUAACUCGUGAGCGAACAAGAUUUUUUGUUCGCACACGGAGCGGGGGUUAGAAUUAAAGGGAGAUUUGUCACAAAGGAGCAAGCAAUUGCAAUCCUUGGUAUAGACCAUCCAGCUGUACAAAAUUUGCUGGCAAUGGAGAGAGAAAGUCAAAUUAUGGUUUUUAAAUUAUAUAAGGCAAAAUGAGCAUAA
This is a messenger RNA of Blepharisma stoltei, 979 nucleotides long. The record is from the annotation of a GenBank genome assembly. NCBI's taxonomy places the organism in Eukaryota, Ciliophora, Heterotrichea, Heterotrichida, Blepharismidae.